UUGUCAAUGUCAAAAAACUGCCAUACGAAAUGUGCGCAUGUUUGUUAUGGUUAUUAUUUGUGCAUUAUUAAAGUUUAUUUAAAUAAUUCUACUGUAGUGCAUUUUAGUUGGUUGUAUUGCAUUUUUUUCUUAUAUUACCUUAGUACCUAAUUCAUCGAUUAUAAAAUACAGUUUGUGUAAAAAAUGGUACGGGCACUAAAAUUUCAUGAGAAAAAGUUACUGAAAAAAGUAGAUUUUAUAUCAUGGAAGGUUGAUAAUAAUUUAAACGAAGUGAAGGUGAUGAAAAAGUACUUCAUACAGAAGCGUGAAGACUAUACAAUGUACAAUGUGCUCGCUAGGGAUAUAAGAAAUAUUGCCAAUAAAAUCAAAGAUUUGGAUGCAGGAUCAAACUUCAGAACAAUAUCAAGUGGACGUCUUUUAGAGAAGUUGUAUCAAAUGGGACUUAUACCAACGCGAUGGGAUUUAGCUCUAGCUUCAAGUGUCUCUGCCAGUUCAUUUUGUCGGCGAAGACUGCCUGUUGUCAUGCUUCGAAAUAAAAUGUCAGAGAAUUUAAAGGAAGCAACAAAAUUGAUAGAACAAGGUCAUGUGAGGGUUGGUGCCCAACUUGUAAAGAACCCAUCCUUUCUUGUCACAAGAGCAUUGGAAGAUUUUGUCACAUGGGUAGAUUCUUCAGCAAUUAAGAAACAUAUUAUGGAGUACAAUGAUAUGAGAGAUGAUUUCGACAAUAUAUAGUAAACAGAACUUAUGACAUCAUUAUUAAUAUUUUUAAGUUAAGUUUAAAUAAAGUAUGCAUAAGCUGUUUUCGUGUUUAUUUCCUAA
This is a messenger RNA of Papilio polytes (common Mormon), 819 nucleotides long. Its product is annotated as U3 small nucleolar ribonucleoprotein protein IMP3. Gene Ontology annotation, molecular function: structural constituent of ribosome; rRNA binding; snoRNA binding. Lineage: Eukaryota; Metazoa; Arthropoda; Insecta; Lepidoptera; Papilionidae. Gene Ontology annotation, cellular component: Mpp10 complex; small ribosomal subunit; small-subunit processome. Bases 184 to 732 code for a protein of 182 amino acids. The record is from RefSeq and is a predicted model, not a curated record. The transcript is spliced from 4 exons. Gene Ontology annotation, biological process: rRNA processing.